GUUCGCGGGGCUUCGUGUCUCCGGACGUGCCUACUCUAGAGUCACCUUGCCCUGACUGGUGCUGCUUCGGGUGCUGCUGCUGUACCGGGGAGAGAGCGGGUGGACCGUCCGGCCCAGAGGCACACAGGCAGCGGGAAUCUGACCGGCGACUCUGCGGCUACUGACCGACCGGGGGAAACAUGGCGGAGGGAAAGCCCAAGACCUCUCCGAAGGCCAUCAAGUUCCUAUUCGGAGGCUUGGCCGGGAUGGGUGCGACAGUCUUUGUGCAGCCGUUGGACCUGGUGAAGAACAGGAUGCAGCUGAGCGGUCAGGGAACGAAGGCUCGUGAAUAUAAAACCAGUUUCCACGCUCUGUUAUCCAUCCUGAAGAACGAAGGAGUUCGAGGCAUCUACACUGGUCUGUCAGCAGGUUUGUUGCGUCAGGCGACCUACACGACGACUCGCCUGGGAAUCUACACCAUCCUGUUUGAGAAGAUGACUGGAGCUGACGGACGACCGCCAAACUUCUUCCUCAAGGUACGAAACUUUUUACAGUUUUUACCGGACACAAGUGUGAAACUGUGGAAACGUUAA
Molecule: messenger RNA, 572 nt
Organism: Xiphias gladius (swordfish)
Lineage: Eukaryota; Metazoa; Chordata; Actinopteri; Istiophoriformes; Xiphiidae
Product: mitochondrial 2-oxoglutarate/malate carrier protein-like
Exons: 3
Coding region: 180-572 (130 amino acids)
Biological process (GO): succinate transmembrane transport; phosphate ion transmembrane transport; thiosulfate transport
Molecular function (GO): antiporter activity; sulfate transmembrane transporter activity; oxaloacetate transmembrane transporter activity
Source: RefSeq, a predicted model, not a curated record